This is a messenger RNA of Phaeoacremonium minimum UCRPA7, 1506 nucleotides long. RefSeq names its product putative dolichyl pyrophosphate glc1man9 c2 alpha- -glucosyltransferase protein. Gene Ontology annotation, cellular component: endoplasmic reticulum membrane. Gene Ontology annotation, biological process: protein N-linked glycosylation. NCBI's taxonomy places the organism in Eukaryota, Fungi, Ascomycota, Sordariomycetes, Togniniales, Togniniaceae. Gene Ontology annotation, molecular function: dolichyl pyrophosphate Glc1Man9GlcNAc2 alpha-1,3-glucosyltransferase activity. The record is from RefSeq and is a predicted model, not a curated record. The transcript has 3 exons. Bases 1 to 1506 code for a protein of 501 amino acids.
AUGUCUGAAAUACGCCCAUCCAUUGCGCAAUGCGCAUUAGUAGCUGCAGCGUUCAAGGUGCUGCUCUUCCCGGCCUAUAAAUCAACAGACUUCGAAGUCCACCGAAAUUGGCUCGCCAUUACACACAGUCUGCCACUCUGGGAGUGGUACUACGAAAAGACGUCAGAGUGGACUCUGGACUACCCUCCCUUCUUCGCCUACUUCGAAUGGAUCCUGUCACAAGUCGCAAAGCUGGCAGAUCCGGCCAUGCUGAAGAUAUACAACUUGGAGUACGAUAGCUGGCAGACUGUAUACUUCCAGAGAGCCACGGUCAUCCUUACGGAGCUCGUGCUGGUGUAUGCGCUGCAGAUGUUCGUGGACUCGUCUCAUGGCACAUCGAAACGAGCUGCGCAAGCUGCUGCUAUAUCCAUUCUCUUGUCUCCCGGUCUUCUGAUCAUCGAUCACAUCCAUUUCCAGUACAACGGCGUCAUGUACGGUAUCCUCAUCGCGUCUCUUGUGCUGGCUCGGAAGAGAUCGGGGUUGCUGGCGAGUGGACUCAUUUUCGCUACCCUGCUGUGCAUGAAGCACAUCUACUCGUACCUAGCGCCCGCGUACUUUGUCUAUCUUUUGCGCGUGUACUGCUUGUCGCCAAAGUCCAUGUUCCGAAUUCAGUUCCUCAACUGCGUGAAGCUCGGCAGCGGCAUCGCUGCGAUACUGGGUGCCGCCUUUGGCCCCUUCGCGCUAAAGGAACAAAUUCCACAGAUCCUGAGCAGACUCUUUCCGUUCUCUCGCGGGCUCUGCCAUGCUUACUGGGCACCAAAUGCAUGGGCAAUGUACUCUUUCACCGAUCGAGUACUGAUCUAUGUCGCACCGCGCAUUGGCCUUCCGAUUAAAGAGGAGGCUUUAAACAGCGUAACUCGUGGUUUAGUUGGAGACACAGCAUUUGCCGUGCUUCCGGAGAUUAGCCCGAGGAUAUGCUUUGGCCUUACUCUGCUCUUCCAGGCAAUCCCUCUGAUCAAGCUCUUCUUCCAGCCGACUUGGGACACCUUCAUUAGCGCAGUGACUCUCUGCGGCUACGCGUCAUUCCUAUUCGGGUGGCAUGUUCACGAGAAGGCAAUUCUUCUGGUCAUCAUCCCCUUCAGCCUCAUAGCCCUGAAAGACAGGCGAUAUCUGAGUGCUUUCCGACCGCUCGCUGUCGCGGGUCAUGUUUCUCUCUUCCCGCUAUUAUUUACUCCAGCGGAGUUCCCUAUCAAGACAAUCUACACGGUCUUUUGGCUUGUCUUGUUCCUCAUGGUCUUUGACCGUCUCGCCCCGGCCUCGAACAGGCCGAGACUGUUCCUGUUUGACCGUCUAAACACCCUGUACAUUGCUGUAAGCAUACCGCUGAUUGCAUACUGCUCUCUGAUCCACGGUAUCGUGUUCGGUAAGAGCUUUGAGUUUCUGCCCCUGAUGUUUACGAGCUCCUACUCAGCAGUAGGGGUCGUUGGAAGCUGGGUUGGAUUCAUGGUGGUUUAUUUCACCUCCUAG